Molecule: messenger RNA, 3733 nt
Organism: Macrobrachium nipponense
Lineage: Eukaryota; Metazoa; Arthropoda; Malacostraca; Decapoda; Palaemonidae
Product: neuropeptide Y receptor type 5-like
Exons: 6
Coding region: 1684-3090 (468 amino acids)
Biological process (GO): G protein-coupled receptor signaling pathway
Cellular component (GO): plasma membrane; neuron projection
Molecular function (GO): neuropeptide Y receptor activity; neuropeptide binding
Source: RefSeq, a predicted model, not a curated record
ACGCGUUCCAUUCGGCCUUGCGCGUGGUGACAUCCGAAGAUCGAGAUUGAGAGAGAGAGAGAGAGAGAUAGAGAGAGAGAAAGAAGGGGGAAGACUGACAGAGAGAGAGUGAAAGAUUGCGGUACUAUAAGGGAGGUUUGGGGAAGGGAAGACAGACAGUGAUUCUAUGCGAGGGACUUCGAAGCCAUUUCCAAACUUCAGAAGUUGUUCUUCCCGAGUUCUUAAGUCUUCGUCCUACCUAAAGACGCUUUUUGAUUUUUGGUUGUUACCUUCCGCUGGAUGGUGAUUUCCCGAGGCCACCUUUUGAUUAUCUCGCGAGUUUGAUUGGAGAAGAUUGACUCACACCAGCCAACUUUGUCAUAAGCUUUAGGCUCUCAGAAGAACUCUGUUCGAAGAAAGAGGUCAUGUCACCAUUUGGCCAAGGGAGUGUUGAUUGACAGCCCCACUUAUACACGACGAUCGAACUCCCUAUGACGACGACGAUGAUAACUACAACGAAGAAGGAACAGCAUCACCCUAGGCCGAGAGCAUCGUCGUCCUCAUCUCGCGUGGGUUACGGGAGUCAAUGAACACUCCCCCCGGCAGCAGCAGCAGCAUCCUGCCGUGAUGAGGAUGAAGAACUAGCUCCCGGGAAAUCGCCCGUAUCGUCAUAUCCUCCCGAAAAUCGUCUUAUCCUCCCAGGAAAUCGCCCGUAUUGUCAUAUCCUCCCGAAAAUCGUCUUAUCCUCCCGGGAAAUCGCCCAUAUUGUCAUAUCCUCCCGAAAAUCGUCGUCUCCUCCUGGAAAAUCGCCCGUAUUGUCAUAUCCUCCCGAAAAUCGUCGUAUCCUCUCGGAAAAUCGCCCGUAUUGUCAUAUCCUCCCGAAAAUCGUCGUAUCCUCUCGGAAAAUCGCCCGUAUUGCCAUAUCCUCCUGAUGAAUCUCUGGUUGCUGUGAUCGGAUUCAGUUUUGAUUUACUACCUUUUUCUUUCUAUAAGAAGAUGAAGGCCUAGAUACAUUUCUAAUGAUUAAUUUUUCUUAAGAAGAUGAAGGAUUAGAUCAAUUGAUUAUAUCUUUAAAGAAGAUGAAGAAUUAGAUACAUUUUUUAUUAUUAAGUUUUCUAAGAAUAUGAAGAAUUAGUUACAUUUUCAGUUAUUACUUCGUUUAAAAGAUGAGGAUGAAAAAUCGGGAUUUGCUAUUGCUUUAGUAUGACAGACUUCUGUCAUUUUUGAUGUAUAGCUUUUGAUACUUGAACUGUGAGAUGUCGAUUCUAAGUUUCUAUGUGGCGUGUCUGUGCAGUGAAAGCAAUGUCCUUUCACAAAAGUGAGAGUUACUGAAAGUUACUGAGGCAUAAAAGGAUAGUGUUUUUGCGAGUGUCUUUUUUCCAAAACAACGAAUGGAAUCAGUAGAUUCUAAUUAAACAGUAAUGGAAAAUCUCGUCUUCUUAGCAAGCCAAAAAGAUUCCAAACCUAGGAUAUCCACCACCUAAACUAGUGACAGUAUAAAACUUUCAGACGAGACCCAUUUUUGUUUGAUAAUUCAUAAACAUGACAUCCCUCAAGCGCCUGGCAUCUUCUAUUCGUCAGAUUAAUUUAAGGAAUCAGUAGUUAUUUUUGAUACGUUGUCCUGAAUGUCCGAUACUGAAAUCAUCGAAAUCAUCUAAGCGCAGCUCUUGAUGUAUCAUGGAUCCUGCUACACCAUAGACGCCCAUGGAUAACAUCUCCUUCUCCUCCGACCCUGGGCUGUGCCCCGGCUCUCUGUGCCCUCUGAAACCCAACGGUUUCAAGACCCUGGGAGUGCCCCUCGACGGCGGGGUCAACAUGGUGGGCGAGGAAGUGAACCCGUUCACCAAUCAGCUGGAAACGAUGUUGAUGGGGUCCGUCUACCCGAGCCACCCCAACCAGUCCCUCCGCUGGCCGGAGAUCAUCACGAUCCUGCAGGAGACCAACCAGAGGAGCUACCUGGGCACCGCCGCCAAGGUCUCCCUCAUCAGCGUCUACGCCCUCCUCAUCACGGUGGGCAUUCUGGGCAACCUGAUCGUGGCCUUCGUCAUAGGGCAUCGGCCCGAGCUGAGGACGGCGCGGAACGUCUACAUCAUCAACCUGACGGUGUCCGACGUGAGUAUGUGCCUGGUGUGCAUGCCCUUCACGAUGGUCAGCCUCCUGCACAAGAACUGGGCCAUGGGCAACUUCAUCUGCAAGCUGGUGCCCGUCCUCCAGUGCACCAACAUCCUGGUCUCGACGGCCACUAUCGUCGCCAUCGCCGCCGACCGCUACCUGACGAUCGUCUGCGUCCAGCGGAACAAGAACGCCCGAGUCUACGUGCCCUGGUCGGUGGCGGCCAUCUGGCUGGUCUCGCUGGUCUUCCCGCUGCCCCUCUUCGCCUACUACUUCGUGGAGGACGUGACCUUCAAGGACUACCUCCUGUACCGGCGCUGCGUCGAGAAGUGGUCGUCGCCGGUCGUCAAAUACGCCUGGAACAUCACGCUCAUCGUGAUCCAGUACAUCAUCCCGAUCCUGGUGCUGAGUUUCGUCCACGGCCGCAUCCAGAACUACCUCAGCAGCCACCAGAUGUCGCAGCGCGACGCCCGAAGGGCGCAGCGGGAGAUCGAGAGGAACCGGAGAACAACGAUCCUCCUGACGUCCAUCGCGGCGGCCUUCGCCGUCUGCUGGCUGCCCUGGCAUGUAGUCAACCUCCUGGCGGACUUCAACUACGUGGCCUUCUUCCAGGAGCCAGAGUAUUUCUACGUCGUCUUCGGCUCCUGCCACGCCAUCGCCAUGAGCUCGGCCUGCAUCAAUCCCGUCCUGUACGGCUGGCUCAACACCAACCUGAGGGAGGAGCUCAUGCAGGUCAUCCCGAAGUUACUCAGGAAGACGUGGUGCCCUCUCCGAGGGCGGAGUACCGAGGGCGGGACCACCAUGGGGCGGACGGUGGUGGAGAGCGUCUCCCUGCUCGUCUACAGACCCCGGAACGACGGCCUUAACGACUCGCCGGAGGAUCCGAGUCCCAAGGAAGUCGUGUCGCAGGAGAAAAACUCAAACAACCCCAAAAGUAAAAGCAGAUUGGCGAAGGUGGAUUCGAACUCCGUCGAAGUUUCCAAACAGGAGGGCAGUUAACAGGCCGACGAAUGGCAGAAGGAAAACCCAGCGAGAGAAACGCCAACAUCUGUGUUGACGAAACCGCACAAACUCGACUUUAAGAUACAACCCCACAAUUUUCGCCGCAAGAAAGUGUGGCACUGUGAAGACACUCGGGCGGGAAACAUGGCUACGCUUAGAACGCCUUCCGUUGGGAUAAAUCACUGAUGUUAGCAUACGCGCAUAAAGGCAUUCCACGCGUUUUCACUCAUCAUUUCUCUUUUUAAAACUGAGCCCAUUUAUUCUAUGAAUAUUAAUUUGGUCGUGAUUAUUUUCAAAUGAGUUAAAAAAACCACGCGUGGACAAGAACAAUAAUGUUCCUUUGCCUUUGGCCUAGGCCGCGCCAAAGUCAAUGUUGCGCAUGCGCAAUGCGUACAGCCUCCGCUCGAUGAUGUCUUCACGAAAUUUAAUAUGCUUAUAUUUAUGUCCUGCAUGUUCGUUGGGUACGCAGAAAUAAAAACAGCAUCGUUGUGCAGCACAGUUACUAUUCAGAAAUUAUUUUAUAUCCAGAUAAUGUUAUACGAAUGUAUGAAUUAUAGGUAUAUAUAUAAAUAUAUAUAUAUUGUUGCUUGUAACAUACGCUACAAAUUACCUUAUUUGGCUUCUAUGAAACGACUCUGUA